Molecule: messenger RNA, 9863 nt
Organism: Lymnaea stagnalis (great pond snail)
Lineage: Eukaryota; Metazoa; Mollusca; Gastropoda; Lymnaeidae
Source: the annotation of a GenBank genome assembly
CUUAACCUUAUAAUCGUGUGACCAAACUUUAUCUGACUUUAUCUGGGCUGUUAGCAACCUUCUGAAUCAUUUUCGCUUUGCGCACUUGCCCGAUUAACUUCUCUAGCUAGGUGUAGGGAAACAUGAAAAAUAGAUAGGAUUUAAUUCUAGAAGUAACAUGGGUACUUUGUAAGACGAAAAAAACAAAACUUCUAUUCUCACUCAACUAGUAGGCUUAGUCUUCCUAGAUUCUUACUCUUAGUCUUACAAUUACUAAGUCUUAGUGGAUAGUAGUGACAGUGAUAUUGAUAAGUGUUGGCAAAUUGAACGAUUCGCAGUUAAGUUGUUAAGUAAAUAUUUAGUAUUAGACUCAGAAUAGUAUCGGCUAAUUACUACCAGAACUGGAAUACACAUGCCUUUGUGAUUUGUGACACAUCUGCUCUGAAGUUGAAUUCGAAAUAAUUAUAAAGAAGUGGAAAAAAUAGUCGGCAUGCCUCUGGAGUAUGUUUUAUUCUUUCUCAACAUUUCUUUAAGUUUAGCUAUUUAAAGGUAGAGGCCUAUUUGUUAUUUAUAUUAUUAAAUUAAUUUUAAACCCACAAUCAGGAAAAUACAUUUUAAAAAAAAAUAAAAUAACUUAAUUGAACUUAAUCAUGACUUAAGACUUAAUCAAUAGUAGGCCUAGGCCUAAUAUUAUAUAAUAGAUUACUAAUUUACUUUUAUAGGGCCUAGCAAGGUCUAUUCUGAAUUCAAUAUUGAUUGUAUGUUAUGUAUGGAGAUGGAGUAUUAUAUCUUUUAUAGUAGGCCUACUAUACUACUAUAUUUAUAUAAUGUACAAUGUACAGUAACAGUACGGUCACGGUACAGUGCUGAGUGAGUAGGCCUGAGUAAGAGUAGGUCACUUUUCUUGUCAAAAACUUGAUUGAAUUGAUUGAUCUUAUUUUAUAUUCAAAGCCAAAGCAGGCCUAAUUAUGUCUAAAAAUGGUAUCUUAAGUCUUAGUUAAGUUGGCCUAAUUAGGCUUCUAUCUAAUCUAUAAAUUAUAAAUCAGCAAUGUCAAUGAACUACUAGUACUAGGCCUAAAUUAAAGUCAAAUUUAAUUUGUCUAUCCACUUGGCAGAAGUAGAUUAGUCUCAGUGCAAAUAGUUCAAGUAGUUUUGAGUAGUGGCUCACCCAAGUAAUAUUAUAUGUACCGAUAGUCUAAGUAGGACCAAUAGAUUUUGGAUAACUUUAGGCCUAGCUUAUAGUAUACUUUAUUACACCCUAGAUUUAGAUUAGGAUGUUAAGUUUUUUUGCUUAAAAGAAGUUUUUUUGCUUAAAAGUCCAAGCCUUGACCUGUGUUGUAUUGUAUCUUCUCUAUGCCUAGUCAGAAUAUGACUCAUAUGCCUAUAGCCUGCCUAUGACUAUGAUAGUUAUAGUAUAGAUAGGGCUAGCUUUAAUAAUAAACCUAUUUUUUUUUAGGCCUAGCCUAAACAUUUGUAUUUAAUAAAAAAGGACUAGGACAAAUACAUGUCAUUAUUAUAAAUCAUAAUUGAAUAGUAGACUAUACUAUAAUGUAUGGCAUAUGGGCCCAGGCUAUAGUUUUAGCCUAGUUUUAUGAUGAUCCUUUAUAUUUAAGGCCUACCAGCCUACCUCAUUACAAAGUACAGUUGCUACAUUGACUGGCAAUGCAAUAAACUGAGUGAAUUUAUGGACUUUGUAUUCUUUAAUUUAGGGGCUUAGGAUCUAGGUUAAAGUUUAAGCUCCCAGCUGGUGCUGCAGCUUGGCCUCUGUUACUGUCUGGCUUUGAAUUUGAAACAAGGUGUUAUAAUAUAGACCAUAACUAUAAAAUAUGCAUAUUCAUUGGUUCAGUGUAAUCAUGCAAUAUGAAUUACUUAUACUUAUGUCCAUAACGUGACAGGCCUAGGCCCAUAUUUUAAUUAAAGUAUUAAGCAAGGCCUUUAAUAAAAAGUAAGUAAAAUAUUACACGUGCUAAGACCUUUAAUUGGGCCUGAUUAAAAUAAAAAUAUUAUUACUUAUUUAGGGGCUUAUGAUAAGCCCUAUACAGGGCUAUACACUAUUCAAUAUUAUAAAAAAAAAUAUGUAUUCUAACAUUUAGGCUAUACAUAGUAGGCCUAUGCCUAUAUGGAUGAUUUUGGAUGAUUUUGGGUAUAGAAUGGACUAAAUCGUAAUAUGAAAUCUUGAAUUAGUCUACAUUAUCAAUAUUUAUAAUUAUAAUAAUAAAUUUAUUAUUAGUCCAGGCCCACUUGUUACUAUUAGUACAAAUGUCAUGUCAUGUAGGCCUUUCUGAAGAAAUAGACCUACAGCAUUGCAUCAGCAUUUCAGAUUCUUCAUUCAAACUGUUAACUAGGUUAAUCAAUAACAUUCAGUUUUGAAAAGUUGUUGGCCUUACUUAUAAACAAAUUUUAUACCUUCUCAUAAUUGUUUUCAUAAUUUUAAAUAAUAUUUUUUAUUAGCCCCAAGGUGAAUUCCAGACCUUAAGUUUGUCCAAAUAAUAAUUAAAUAAAUAGUUGUUUAGCUUAACUGAACUCUUUUUCUAUCACCCACACCCUAUUUUCCCCCUACCACAAUUGACAUGUAUCACAACAGACAUGUGCAUUAGAAUUGAUUAGAAAUUUAUGCUUGUCUAUUAAAAUUGUGAGAGUUGGUAUUUUUGUCAGAAAAUUUUAUGUUAUUUAGUUGGCAAUCCAAAUAAAUUAUAGCCUGGAUAAAAGAUUGUUUCUUGUUAUAUUAAAACUUUAAAGUAAGCAUCUUUGAUUGGAGGAUUCAGAUCUAAAAUGGCUGCAGUUAUGUUUAAAACACUUACAGCAACUAGUAGGCUUUUAAGUAUAUUAACCCAGAUGGACACAUAUUUUCCUAGACCUAACUCAUUCCGGAUUUUGAAUACUUUCAGGUGGGCCUAUAUCAAACUGAGUUAAAAUUACUAUUACUUUAGAAUAGUAGCUAUGAAUAGCCUGUCAUAAAAAGGUAUCCACUCCGAUAUUAAGUAAGUGGCCCAACUCCUCUAAUCACAAAAAAUCCAGACAGGGUCAUGAAUUUGUAACAUCUACUAACUUAUCAUAUAAUGACUGUUUCCCAAGUUUUUCUCUACUCUGCACCCCGGCACCCCCUAAAAAUUAUUCUACUAGUCUCGCAAACCUAAGCAAUAUUUUAGGCCUAAUAAUUCUCACUACAAAAGUAAGUGCAUUUUAAAAAUGUUAAAAUAUUGGACUUCUAAUUUAUUAAUUUAGUUGCAAAUAGAAUUGUAGAAUUUAGAAAAUAAACUUGACAAAAGUUAAUGAAAAAAUGUUUAGAAUGAAUCAUAAAAACAUUAUAAUAACUUUAACUUUAAUGAAUGCUAAUGUCUUUUCUGUUCUUAUCAUUGAUAAUCUCUUUUCCUGGAACCCCUGAAAUGCUACCUCACAUCCCAAAACCAUAGUUGUGCCUACACCCCAGGUUGGCAAACCCAAUUUUAAAUAAACUAUUGGAAACCCCACUAAUAACUGCCUAAAACUACAUGUAAUUUAAAGAAGUGUUUUGUAGGUUUUGCUUAAAUCUUAAAAAAGACAAGUAUGUAUUAAACCCUUUCAUUACCGCUGGUUUUUGGGCAUAGAUUUUUGCUGACUUUUUAUUUUAAAAAAUUUUAAAAAAAAAAGAAUGUAGAAAUUUUCGGUAUAUUUCAUUCUCUAUCCGAUAUGCUUUUUAACUUCUCUAUAGAUUAACGCAUCAAGAAAUAUAUAACAUUGAAAUAUGAUGUUGACGUGAUGUCCUUGGUAUUUCAAAAAAGGUCUUUGCCUUUUUGUUAUGACGACAAUGGGACGUCCUUGGUAAUUGAAAGUGGGUGAUCGUGACGUCACGUUGACGUCAUCGGUAGCGAAGUGGUUAAUGGCAUGGGUCUCUCUAAUAUAGUUUUUAUGUUUUAACCACAAACUUAACCAAACUUACUCAUCUUUUCAUUUAAGACGGUCCAUGAUGACUUUGUCUAAAGAACAUGUGCAGCGCCUUUGGAGGAUGGCUGAUGCUGUAUGCUUUGAUGUGGACUCAACAGUUAUUAAGGAUGAAGGCCUAGAUGAUCUUGCAAACUAUUGCGGUGUUGGCCCUCAAGUUGAGGCUAUGUAAGAUUUGGUUCUGUCAAGCAUUUUAUACACCAAUGGUUUUUAUUUUGGCAGUGAGAAUUCACUGUGAAGGCAAAUGGCUUCGACAUUAAGUCAAAUCUUUCUGUUGAUGCAAGAUUGGUAACUGAUGAUUUAAGGCAAUGAAAUCACUUCAGAUUGUAAUCAGUAAUCUUGUCAAUUUGUUAUGUAACAUUUAGGAAAGUAAAAACAAAAAUUUUGUAAUGGAAAAAAAAAUAGUUAUUUAUUUUUAGGCUUAAUUUCUAUAUUUUGCUUAAUGUAAAUGGACUGAUAUCCUUAUGGAUUGCAUCUUCACAAUUUCUUUUUUUCUUUUAAGGACGCUUAAAGCUAUGGGUGGAGGCAUGACAUUCAGAGAGGCUCUUACUCAGAGACUGAAUAUAGUACGGCCCAGUCGUCAAACUGUAGAGAAUUUUAAUAUAGAUCACCCAUCUACAUUUAGCCCUAGAAUAAAGUGAGUAUAAUAUAUAUUUUGGUCUGAUUAAGAUUUUUUUCAUGGACCAUUUUGAUAUUGUUUUUAUGUAAAUACUUAAGUUUUGGGGUAACUGAUUUUAGUCCUGAAAUCAUAUGCCUUGUGAUACUGCAGAAUUAUGAGACUCAUCUGGAGCAACUGAGUCAGAUACAUUUAAACACUUAAUCUAUGCACUCCAUCAUUCACCUAGGCUAGCUGCCUUCACUUGUGGUUAAAAGCAUAAUUAUAAGCACACAAUUUUCUAAACAGUGAAUUAGUUUUUUUAAUAAAAUGAUUUUUAUAUUAAUCAAGAAAUUUGUUCGUUACAUAUUUUGAGCAGUACACUUGUCAGUUAUGUUUUAAUUAGUAAUACUAAAAGAAUAUAACUAGCAGUUUCAAGAUACAUGUUUUUUUCUUCUUCAUGAGCUUAACAUUUUAAUUUCCCUUCAAUUUUUGUUUACAGGGAAUUGAUAGACUUAUUAAGAUUAAAGAAUAAACAGGUAUAUCUUGUAACUGGUGGAUUUCGUAGCAUCAUCACACCUGUUGCUAAUGCAUUAGAUAUACCACAGGAACAUCUGUUUGCUAAUACACUACUAUUCAAUGAAGGUAAGCUCUUUUUGUAAGAAAUCUUAGCUUUUUAAAAAUUUGUACGUUGUUUCCGAGUUAAUUCUUUCAUCAGUUGAUAAAAACAUUUGUUAUAAAGCCCAUUUCAUUUAUUAAGAAAUCCGAUCUUCACACUUUUUAUGAAGAUUAAAGGAUUUUAAAAAAAAUUUUUUUGAAACAUGCUAUUCGUUUGGCCAUGGCCACUAUUUUAGAUGAUAGCUAUUUGGUGUAAGAUAAGAUUAAAUGUUUUCAGAUGGUAGUUAUGCAGGAUUUGACACCACAGCCUUGACAUCAGAAUCUGGUGGAAAGGCAAGAGUUGUUCAGCAUAUAAAGGAUAAAUACAAUGUAAAGACAGUGGUUUUUGUUGGUGAUGGUGCUACAGAUAUGGAAGCCUGUCCGCCUGCAGUAAGUUUGUAUGCUCUAAUAAUUAAGAGUGAAGAACGAAUGGUUAACUCAUUCAACCCUGAAGAAGUUCCACAACACAAGGAGUGGGAAAUAAUUUGAUACAACAUAUAAAGCAAUCAAUUAUGAAUGCGAAUCAAUUUCUUUCAUAUAAAUAUAUUGCAAAAUAUAUUUUUUUCCCCUUCUUUUCUACAAUAAAGGUGGAGUUGCCCCCCUUUUAACAUGCAAAUGUGAAAAUCUAAGAUCCCAGAAGUGAAUGGGUUAUAAUAAUAAAUUAUUUUUUUACUUUAUUUAAAAGCUCCCUUCACAUUGUUUAAUUUUGCUUCACCUGGAAGCAGACUUUUGGGCAUAAUAAAAAAAGAAAUUGUCAGUUUGAUAAAAAUUGCAUAGAUUUGCUUUGUUCCAUUAAAAAAUUAAAUUGAAUUUAGCAUGUAGAUCUAGUUUUUUAAAGCUCAGUAUUUGUGAUGUAUUUUUAAUAAGGCCAAUUAAAGGAAUAUGUUGUGGAUUUUUUUGGAGGGUUGGGGUGUUAUUUUUCAAUCAACGGUGUUCAAUGACGUCAAUUUUAUCCAAGUUUGUAAAGAUUUAAAACAUUUUAUCAACUGAAUAAAAUCAAAAUUAAUUUUUAAAAAUUAUUUAUCAUGAAUAUUCUUAAGAGGAUGGUAGUUUUCUUACUUGAAAUUUCAGCCUUUUUAAAAAAAAAAAACAACUUUUUUAAUGGCCAGAUUGGCUUUUGAGAUAUAGUAUUUUCCAAAUGACUAUGGACUAGUGUUAUUUUUCAAUCAACGGUUUUUAAUGACGUCAAUUUUAUCCAAGUUUGUAAAGAUUUAAAACAUUUUAUCAACUGACUAAAAUCAAAAUUAAUUUUUAAAAAUUAUUUAUCAUGAAUAUUCUUAAGAGGAUGGUAGUUUUCUUACUUGAAAUUUCAGCCUUUUAAAAAAAAAAAAAAAACUUUUUUAAUGGCCAGAUUGGCUUUUGAGAUAUAGUAUUUUCCAAAUGACUAUGGACUUCUUAAGUUUAAUUCUUAUAAGCUAAUGAAGAGGCAUGUUUUGAAAUUCCAGAUAAAGAAAUCUUUAUAUUAACUUUCUGUACAGGAUGCUUUCAUUGGUUAUGGUGGAAAUGUCAUCAGAGCCAAAGUAAAGGAAAACUCACCUUGGUUUGUAACAGACUUUCAAGAAUUGAUUGAUGAACUGUCAAAUGAAACAAAUAUACAAAAAAGCUAAGCAUUGACGAUUGUCAGUUGUUAUGUAUAUUUCCUACUGCAUAUCGGGUUGAAAUAGUUAAAGCAUGACAUUCCUUUUUAAAUCUGAUGUCAUCAUUAAUUUUUUAGAAAUGUGUAAUGAAUGCAGUGAAUCUUUUUUUAUAGUUUAUUGGUUGUAUUUGCUCCUUCCAAUUUAAUAACAGAAAAUAUUUUUUUAAAUGAACUAAAUAAUGUAUAAAAGUUGUUUUACAAAAAACAAGUGCGACAAGAACCAAGAGACAUGUAAUGUUUGAAUGAAUAGAUAACGUCAUUGUUCCGUCUUUCCUGUUUCAUGUUUUUAAACAGAAAUGUUACAUUAUUUUAUGGCGCCACAGAAAAAUGUGAUAUUUAUGAAUUAGUUUGACAGUAAAAAAAUCAUCAUGUGUUUUUGAUCACAGCCACCUCAUCCAUCUGUAGUAGAUUCACAUUAAGGACAUUUAUUAUUUGUGGUGGAGAGGUUUAUUUUUUAUAUAUAUUUACUGUUUGAAAAUACAACUUAUUGGCAAAAAGUUCACUAUCAUGUAAACAUGUUUUUGGCCUGCUAAGAUCUAAACAUUUCAUGGGAGUUUUUAAUAAAAGUUAUCCCUGAGACAUUUCAUGUGACAUAUUACCUAACCACCAAAAAAUUGGCAAUAGGUUAAUUUCCCAUAAUUUUUUUUUUACAUUGAUUAUCAUAGCAAAAUCUUCUACUACUGACUCAGAUGUGUUCAUCUUCUGUAACGGUUGUGAAAUCCAAUGGUUUAAUUGACCAUAAGUCUGGCAUCAAUUUGUAGUGUUUUAUUUUUUUUCAAAAUGGUGAACCGCAGAACUGGGCCAGUCCACAAUCCUUAAGUUACCGGGCCACAAGCGUUAUGCUGGCAGUCCGCAAGCUUCACAAUUUCGACCCGCAUGACAUGAAUAUUUAUGGUCAAAUAAAAUGGAAAUAUAAUUAAUAGAUCUGGCACAGGUCCCUAUAGCGAUUUUGAAGCUUUGAGAAACACUAUAUUAUUUCACAAUGCAGACUACGGGAAUCUCGGUGGAACUGACUUUUUUUCUAAAAAUUAUUUGCACUGGAUAUGUUGUUUUUUUGCAGGAAUUUAUUUUUAUUAUUUAUUAAAAAUUCUAUCAGAAAGAUUUAUUCUAUUAAAAAGAAUUCCCCUAAUUUAGGGGUAGAGAACAUUAAUCUCUGAUAUAACAUUAAUGGCAUUUUUAUAAAAUUAUUUUUUACACUAAAUAUAUGUCUUACUGACAGAACAUCUUCAGCUGUACUAUAUUAGUACAGGUCUUCUGUGGAUGAUGUGGACGAUUAUGACUAACACCAUCUUGUAGAUUUAGCUACUCUAUUUGAGGGCCACGUGGAAUGUAACAGCAGUCUUGCUUAUGAUAACGAGGUGUGUUACUUGGUGAUCUUUACACGCAUAUAAGUUUUCACUCAGCUGCUGUGGGGUUACUUGUUUAGUAAUGAUGACCAUACUCAUUAUUGAAUGUAGGAAAUUAUUUUGCCAUAUGGUGUUUUUGGUGCAGCCAGAAAUAAAAUACUAUGGAACCACUGCCCUGUGUACAUAAAUUAUUAUAUAUUUUUUAAAAAUGUUUGUAUUCCAAUAUCCAAUUUUCUCUUCAAUUAAUUAAGGGAUGAAACUCCACAUUACAAUCUGAAAUAAGAACUAUAAUACUUGUAAAAUGAAUUUUUAAAAAUUCAAUCGGAUUAAAAGGGUGUAGGACUACACUUAAUAUUUCAAGUAGUUUAAUGAUAAUGAGACACAAUUUGUAUAAAGAAAACAAUAUAGGUUAAGCUUUAAUUAUGGCUAAAUAUAUUCAAAUGUUUUGGAAAAUUCCACCAUAAUAAAUGCGAUUCAAAAAAACAUUUAUAAAAGAAUAAAUUAAAUUUACCUAAUAUAGUUAACAAAAAAUUUUUAGCCACCUAAAAAUGAUAAAAGAAUAUUAAUGGGCACAAGUCCAAAACGAAAACAAACCUCAGAGGAAAUGAAUUUGGUGAAAUCAAAAGUUAAAACCCAACAGGGAAAAGACAUGGCAGCUACACAAAAAUUAUGAAUUUGGUUUAUACCGUAAGGAGUCAAUGUACCAAAUCUUUUUAUUAAUUUAUUUUCCAUAUUUAGAAAGGAGACAUAUACAAAUUAUGUUAAUUUAUUUUAUAUUUCUAUGAAUGUUUUUUGAUGUACUGGUACUGUCAAAGGCAUAUGCCUCAACAUUUGAAUUUGUAUUCUGUGUAACCAUAAGCAGACCUGUUUACUCUUACGAUUUUGGCGUACAAUGUACGAUUUUGAAGUGUUAGCAUGUAUACUCAUAAGUGUACAUCUGACAAUAUUGAAUGUACAACUGACAAUGUUGAGUGUACAACUGACAAUUUUGAGUGUACAACUGACAAUGUUGAACUGAUAGUCUCAGUAGUGAUAGCUUAGUUGUUACGUAGCUUAGAUGUAAACAGAGAAAUGUUUGUCCUCAUGUAUGGUUUGCCGUGGGCUUAAAUGUCUUUAAGCAUGGAUUAAUUUCUCCACCUGUAUAGUUGCCUUGCUCAGCCGAUCCCCUACCUUUUAGGGGCAGACACCCUAUUUAGAUGUCACAAUCACCUCUUAAGUGGUGUAUCCACUUCUCACAGGGGUGUAUCCGCCUCCCGCGGUGGUGUAUCCAACUGUCCCAGUGGUGCACCCACCUCCCGCAACGGUGUAUCCACAUGCUGGUGUCAGUAAAAGCUUAAUCUUAAAAUAAUUAUCACUCAGUCAGUGUUGAAUUUCUAGUGUUCAGAGCAGGCAACAAGUCAAGCUUGAUUUUAACUGAGCUUCAGGUCUGCCCGGGUCAACCAACAGCCGACAGCUCUCCUAAAAAUGUUUUUUUUUUACAAUUUUAUUUAAAUUUUUAAAAAUGUUGAAAUUGAUUGGAAUGGUAUAGCUGGCGAUAUUCAUCCACACUAACAAUUUUAAUAUUUCAUUUCAAAUGCCAUUGUUUUAACAAAUUAAAUAUGAUGAAAGAUUGCUGUUUCUUAAUGCAGAUCUUAUUUUUCCACAGAAAAUGUUUUACACAUGAUGUAUUAACAGCCUAAUUACUUGUAGAGUAGAAUCAUUUAAUAUUCCAAGAAAUAAAUAGAAGUAC